CGGCGUCCCGGGAGCUGAGGCGGAGUAGACCCUCUUGCUGUCGCUGCAGCUGCCGCCGCUGCCCCUUCGACCUCGGCCUCCUCAGCACUACACAGGGCACUGGGACAAGAAGCCUUGGCCUGCUACAGAGGAGGUUAUUGCGAAAUACAGGAAGGUAGGGCCUGCCCUUGGAUAGACAGUGUUCCUGUCUGCAGUCCAUUUGAUCCUUACAAGUCCGAUGCAAGUGCUGGAGGAAGAAACCAAGCCUCGAAGUGGUAGGAGGAAGAUGGAGAGCUAUUGCCUGUGAGAAGAGACAUUUGAAAAGGGUAUUUGCCCAGAAACUUUGAGACUGACAGCAAGACAAGAGCAUAUUGAAGAGCUAUGGAGGACUACAUGAAAAUUGAGAAAAUUGGGGAAGGUACCUAUGGUGUUGUAUAUAAGGGUCGACAUAAAACUACAGGUCAGGUGGUAGCCAUGAAGAAAAUCAGAUUAGAGAGUGAGGAAGAGGGUGUUCCAAGUACUGCAAUUCGAGAAAUUUCUCUGUUGAAAGAACUUCGUCACCCCAACAUUGUCAGCCUUCAAGAUGUACUCAUGCAAGAUGCUAGACUCUACCUCAUUUUUGAAUUCCUCUCUAUGGACCUCAAGAAAUACUUGGAUUCUAUCCCUCCUGGCCAGUAUAUGGAUUCUUCACUGGUUAAAAGUUAUUUGUACCAAAUCUUACAAGGCAUUGUCUUCUGUCACUCACGAAGAGUUCUGCACAGAGAUUUGAAACCUCAAAAUCUGUUAAUAGAUGAUAAAGGUGUAAUUAAGCUCGCUGACUUUGGACUUGCACGGGCCUUUGGAAUACCUAUAAGGGUCUACACACAUGAGGUGGUAACACUGUGGUACCGGUCUCCAGAGGUGUUGCUGGGCUCUGCCAGAUAUUCCACUCCCGUAGACAUCUGGAGCAUAGGCACAAUAUUUGCUGAAUUAGCAACUAAGAAGCCACUUUUCCAUGGGGAUUCUGAAAUUGACCAGCUCUUCCGAAUUUUCAGGGCUCUGGGGACACCUAAUAAUGAAGUAUGGCCAGAAGUCGAGUCGCUGCAGGAUUAUAAGAAUACGUUCCCCAAGUGGAAACCAGGAAGUCUGACGUCACAUGUCAAGAACCUUGAUGAAAACGGCAUCGAUCUGCUCUCUAAAAUGUUGGUCUAUGAUCCUGCCAAACGAAUUUCUGGCAAAAUGGCAUUGAAUCAUCCAUAUUUUAAUGACCUGGACAGUCAGAUUAAGAAGCUCUAGCUGUCCAGCCAAGUGAUUCCUGGGGUCUCGUAUUGAUAAUGGAUACUUCUCUUGUAAUGUUAAGCUCUGUCAAUAUUUGUCUUUAUAUGUGUGUGUGUUCCUUUCUCUGUUGUAAAAUUGAAGCUGUCCUCUGUUUUUCCAAGGUUUUGCUUAAAACUGUAAAUAUCAUUAUAAUGAAUAAUGCUCUAUGUAGAUCUCAUCAAUACAGCUGUUUUUGUUUUCUAUAAAUAAAACUGUAAACCUAGCAUUGAUGUGCAGGGCUUGGGGGAAGUUGGAGCUAAUUUCAAAACAUUCUCCUAGAGUUUUUGCAUGUUUGAGAUGUUAUUUAGGAGCAUAAAUCAGACACAAAUUUUAUUAUGUUAUAAAAUAUCAUAAGACCCUUCCCUGGGUAUAUUUGUAUGUUUAAAAUGAAUUCUGAUUGCCUACAACAAUGUGAAAUUUAAAUUUGUCUCAGCAUCAAAACCAACCAUCUUGAAGGGGAAAUAAGGGCAUAGGACUUCAAAUAAUAUGCCCAAUUAAAAGCCUGAAAUGCACUAAUUAAUUAAGUUUAGAUGCUUCAUGUGGUAGGAUAGAACAUGUAUGCAUAGUAUCUUUCCCAUAGCUUUCUACUUUACAUCUUGGAAUCAGAGAAAUGAUAGGAAUUUUGCAGCAUAUGUUAUUGCCUUAUAAACAACAUGAGGGCCUGCUAAGGGCUCCCUGUAUCAGAAGAGCCUCUAGCAAACUCACCAGCGAUCCUAUUGACAGUUUUCGUUAUGAAAUUGUUUGAAUGGAUUCCUAGCCUUUGAGUAUAGGCGUCAACCUUGGAAAGGAAUUGGCUGAGCAUGCAGUUUACUAAGGUGAAAUUCAAACCCUCACCCAACAUAAUCACCAUUGCACUUAUUAGUUACUUUUAGUGAAACACAACAUUUUAAUGAAAACUACUCUUUGAAAAUGACAUGAAUAUCUAAGUGGAAUGAUGCUGGGGAAUGGUGAUUGGUAUCUUUAUGGUACUUGAUCCUGCUACUCAGAGUGGCUUCCUGGUAGUUGUUUGGUUAUAGCUAUAGAUGAGUCCUUUUUUGAAAGGGUGCUGAUGGAUUUUUUGUGGGGAGGGUCUUCGAGGGAGGGUUUUAAGUAGCUGUAUGAUAACUGUAUUUAUGUUAGACACUAGAGCUAUUUUUUUCCCAAUCACCAGGCUAGAUAGACCUUCCUUUUCACUCUUCCCCAUCCUCUUUGGCAUCAGUCUACACUGGUGGUCUUUACCACCAUGUAAAUAGCUCCCAUUGCCUGGGUUCUGCGGGCCAGCUUUAAGCAUGUGUUUUCUGCCAUGUGUAUAGUUAGCCUAAAAAGGGAGUUUUGGGUCCUUUUGCCUUCAAGGUAAAUUGGCCCUGCUUGUGUUUGGGUCCUGGGACAUGGAUAUUUCUUUUUAAGCUGCUCUGAAAACAUUCAUGAAUUCAUUCCCUUGCUAAUAAUUUGACUUUGGAGCUAUUCUGAAACUCCUUUGUCUUUGAUACACAGGUAGUAAGACUGCAUGCAUUUGGGAAUAGAGAAGACCAGGCAAUUUUUCCCUUCUUUAGAACAUGGCCUUUUGAAACAUAUUUACUUAUUUAUCUGUAUCUGUAUGAAAUAGAUGAUUUGUGCGUAGUUCAGCAUAAAUUAGGAAAGCAAUUUGUAGUCAUCUUACUUCUGAGUUAUGAAAGUUAAUAUUAAAGAAUCGUGCUAGUUAGAAACUAGCCCUGUGUUGAUUAAAGGGUUUCACUACAUGAUUUAGUCAGUGUGAAUGAUUCUAAUGAGCACCUAGGAGAGGUUUGAAGCAAGUUGGCUUCACGCACCUUAGCUCUGCAGUACCUGUGAUUGCAGGAGUGACCAGAGGAAUCUCUGCU
Molecule: messenger RNA, 3113 nt
Organism: Dromiciops gliroides (monito del monte)
Lineage: Eukaryota; Metazoa; Chordata; Mammalia; Microbiotheria; Microbiotheriidae
Gene: CDK1
Product: cyclin dependent kinase 1
Exons: 10
Coding region: 361-1254 (297 amino acids)
Biological process (GO): G2/M transition of mitotic cell cycle; protein phosphorylation; mitotic G2 DNA damage checkpoint signaling
Cellular component (GO): nucleus
Molecular function (GO): cyclin-dependent protein serine/threonine kinase activity; RNA polymerase II CTD heptapeptide repeat kinase activity; ATP binding
Source: RefSeq, a predicted model, not a curated record